AAGACAUGAUGACGAGCAGGAGGCAUGUAAUAUUAUAGCUGUCUCAGGACUGGGUUUGUUUGAAUGUUAGGGUUUGUGAUAUCGCCGCACACUCGCUUCUGUUCAAAUCAAUUCCCUGCGGCGUUUCAUACUAUUUUGGACGCACUCUUUAGUACGCUAGGAUGCGGAUUCGCCGUGUUUCCACCAGGCGCUUGCGUUGCGCCCCCUGGUGUCACGGUUCUGUAAGAGCUACCCAGGCAAGUUUCUCCCCCUCCUUCUCGGUGGAGCUGUGUAGUAGUAUCGGAAUGCGUCUCCUCCGCGACUGGUGAUGUCUUUGUCGGCGGGUCUCGCGUGCUUAUCGGUUGUUGCUUAGAAGCCGACCCGCCUGUUUUUUUCUCUCUCUUUUUUUUCUUUCUCCGGGAGGAUGAGCAGCACCGAAAGUGAUGUGGUGGAACAGGCGAGCUCUCAUCCCGAAUCGUCCACGAGCACCAAGAGCUCGCACCCACCGACCAGAGCAUCUCCCAGAGCAUCUCCCAGAGCAUCACCCAGAGCGGCGAACAGGCACGCGCCACGAGUUGCGGCCAACGGCGUGCACGACAUCGAGGACCGCAUUUUACGCAUGACGGGCUACUAUGGCUAUUACCCGGGAUAUUCCAGCCACAGGAGAGAUGAAGGUUCGGACUCCCACAUCGAGACUCCAGCCAGUGAGACGAGCGGCGAAGUCACCGCCUAUCAGACUUGUGCCAACGUAGUUCUGAAGGUCAUCGGCGGCCUGCUGUUGGUCCUGUGUGUUUCCUCAUCCUGGGUGGGCACCACUCAGGUGGUGCAGUGGACUUUUAAGUCCUUCUCUUGCCCUUUCUUCAUCUCCUGGUUUAGCACCAAUUGGAACAUCCUCUUCUUUCCUCUCUACUACUCUGGCCAUGUGGCCAUCACAAGAGAAAAGCAAACACCCAUUCAAAAAUUUAGGGAGUGCAGUCGAUUGUUUGGGGAAGAAGGAAUGACACUGAGGCUGUUUCUAAAGAGAACAGCACCUUUCUCCAUCUUAUGGACGCUGACUAAUUAUCUGUAUGUGCUGGCAUUGAGGAAACUUACAGCCACAGAUGUUUCAGCACUCUACUGCUGCCACAAGGCUUUUGUCUUCCUCCUGUCCUGGAUUGUGCUCAAAGACCGCUUCAUGGGUGUGCGGAUUGUAGCUGCUAUUAUGGCCAUCACAGGUAUUGUCAUGAUGGCCUAUGCUGAUGGAUUCCAUGGAGACUCAAUUAUAGGUGUGGCUUUAGCCGUUGGCUCGGCCUCCACCUCAGCACUUUACAAGGUUUUGUUUAAGAUGUUUCUGGGCAGUGCCAACCUGGGAGAAGUUGCUCACUUCUUCUCCACCAUGGGCUUCUUUAACCUGAUUUUCAUCUCCUGUGUGCCCCUCAUCCUCUACUUCACCAGGGUGGAGCACUGGGGCUCGUUGUCCUCUUUGCCAUGGGGUUACCUGUGUGGCGUGGCCAGCCUGUGGCUGGCUAUUGAUGUGCUGAAGCAUGAGGUGAUCUUCAGCGUGGUGCGUCUAGCCGCGACCUGCAUCAUCUGCGUCGGCUUCCUGUUGCUGCUGCUGCCUGAGGAGUGGGAUACCGUUACACUGCGCUUCCUUGCCACACUUGCUGACAAGAAAUCAGAAGAGCACGGCGAGGAGCUCACAGAGUCCAGCAUCAACAUGCGCAGCCGCAGCAGAGCCAACGGUGCUGUCUCGAUCCCCUUGGCAUGACCUAUGACCUCUAGACCUCGGCCCUAGAGCUAAUGAGUGCUAGAGAUCCGCCAUGAGGCAGUGUCUGAGUCAGGGGUAGUUUGGGUGUAUGAGUGGAGAUUCUGGAAGAAACAAAGUGGAGAGAAAGGAGAACUGGGAUUAUAACAUGCUGUGACAACAACAACAACGCAAUAUCAACUGUGUGGAUAGUGGCGGAGCUGAAAAUAUGAGGAUCAUAGCAUUACUUCUCUCUCUCCUUUAUGUGAGAUUAGAGAGGAGCAUUCUGCUGACUGUGCUGAGGAGGAAAUCUCCCUUUUUAAAAGAAAGGUUUAUUUAAAUUAUUUGUUUUUCUUGCUGGGAUUUCAUGUUCAUGGGAGUAAAUUUUCUUUAGGGAGAUGAACUCUCUUGAGUAAUGGAGUACAUAGCCUUUUCUGUUUGCACGCCUUCAUCCCAGCUAUGCCUGCUGAACCCUCACAUGGACUGUAUUCUGUGAAUAUAGACUCGAUCAGGGCCAAUUUGGCUCACUGUAUUAAAAAUGCAUGCAUCUGACAGAGAAAGAAUAUAUAAUACAAAUGUUAUUUACAUUGUAUCUGACGGCAUUAUGCUGUACAUAAGAUGGAGAAUAUAUAUUAUCCUAUAGAUGAACGGGGCCCCUCGUUUCUUCUUACACUGAAAAUUAAAGAUGAAAACCUGCCUCAAAAUGCUAUUUUUGGCAAACA
This is a messenger RNA of Silurus meridionalis, 2424 nucleotides long. It is a transcript of the gene slc35f4, whose product is annotated as solute carrier family 35 member F4. The record is from RefSeq and is a predicted model, not a curated record. Gene Ontology annotation, molecular function: transmembrane transporter activity. Gene Ontology annotation, biological process: transmembrane transport. Gene Ontology annotation, cellular component: membrane. The transcript has 6 exons. NCBI's taxonomy places the organism in Eukaryota, Metazoa, Chordata, Actinopteri, Siluriformes, Siluridae. The coding region runs from base 404 to 1726 and encodes 440 amino acids.